AUGCGUCUCCGCCCGCUCCUCAGCGCCGCUUGUCUCUCGCCUGUCUCAUGGCCACAACUCAGCAAUGCCCUUGAGACCAUCGCGACUGCUGCAGAUCUUCGAGCCAUUGAGCGCUCGGCCACAGUCCACGCGCUGCUGGUGAUCAGGACGAACGAAGGAGGUAAAGGCGACGAGAGACCGAGUCCAGAAGAGCUGGUCCUGUCGGCGUAUCCGGAUCUGCCGGAUAUCGAAACCGAGCUGGAAGGGCUUGUCACCUUUGGUGUGGUGGACAUGGCGGUCCAUGAUAAAACCUCGGUCGGGAACCAAUGGCAGUUACCGAAACUGCCUGCACUGGUUAUGUACCAAGACGUACCACGCCUGAACCCUUACACUGGUGAAUUGUAUCGAGCUGCGACGCCGGCGGACAUCUCGUUGUUGAAAAAACCUCAAAAGCUCAAAAAGAUGCUCAAAUCGGCCAUUCCGACCCAAUUUGUGUACGAACUUGAAGCGAACGACGCAACGUGGACUUUUCUGACCCAGUUCGUGCAAGAAAAGGCGCAGGAGGUCGAGACGGUGGUAUUGUUGAUCUCGAAGCAGCGCCAUGCUUCGCCCAUGUAUCGAGCUGUAGCUGCAGAGUUGAGUGACCAAGGUCUGAGUUUUGUGUUUUUGAGCAAAGACGAGGAAGCGGCAGAGGAGGUGAUGAAACUGUUGCAAGUGGAGGAAGUACCGGCUUUGGUGGUGCUGAAAUCGAUGACGGACCACGUUGUGUCAAGUGCAGAGAAGGUGAAGACGUACGGUGCACUCAAGAGCUUUGUGGAGCCUUUUGCAACGCCAAAGGGAUCGAAGCGGAACACGUCGAAGGGAUCCAAGACAAGCGAGGGAAAGUCGAAGUUUAUCCGGUUCUUUUCUGGAUCAGAGUUUGAUGAGUUGGUUCUGCACUCGGACGUUGUGUGGAUCAUCGAGUUUAUGGACUCUCAGCGGGAGCAGCAAGACUUGGACGAGAAGAAGUGGAAGAAGACUUUGACUCAAUUGCACCGUAAAGCUGGUGUGGUGGCGACGGGUGCAGUCAGCUGCGAGAAGGAAGUAGAACUGUGCGAGCGUUAUGGCGGAUCGGGUGUUCGCGUUUUUCCAUUGGAGCUUACCAGUGCGAAUAGACUGAAACGUGCUGAGGUUCUCCCGCAAAAGUUCACCACAAUUGACGAGGCAAAGGAGACGGCUGUUGCGACGAUCCCCGAUCUUACUGUCCCGAUCACGUCUCCUGCUGAAUUGAAUGCAUUCACCGCUCUCGCACGAGAGAAUCACGCGAUGCCUGUUGUCUUUUUUACAACCAAAGAGACUACACCACCAAUGAUCAAGGCUCUCCCGCUGUCCGUUCCGACACAAAAGAUCAUGGUAGCGGUACUUCACGAUGCUGGCGAGGACUUGAAGAAGCAGUUCCUGGUCGACGCAUCUGCAAAGACCGCACUGGUAUGCUUGGUGCCGAAUCAAGUCCAGUCGGAAGGCCCGACUUCUGGUCAGUUUGGAAUAAUUGCGUACAAGAAGACAACCAUGGGCCCCUACACAUACCCGAACCUGAUGCAGUUCCUUCUGCAAGUUCUUGCUCAAUAUCCACAUCCUCAGGAUACCAGGUUCACAAGUGAGGAGGUUGACGUGUCAUCACUUGAUCUAACGUCUGCCCAGUCGCUUGUGCCCUACGUAACCAAGGAGAACUUCGGUGACCUUUGCGGCGGUAGCAAGAUUUGUGUGAUUGGAUUUUUCGAGGACCACCUGGACACAGUAGCAGACCCAGAGUCUCGUCUAGCUACGUGGUGGAUCACGUUGGCGCACGUCGCUGCCCAGAGCGCGCAGCGCGGAGAGCCGUUCCAGUUCAUCUGGAUGAACGGGAAGUGCCAGAAGGACUUUGCGGAAGCGUUUGGUGUCGGCCUUUUCCAGAUGCCGACGCUUGCUGUGUAUUCUCCUUCGAAGCAGCGCUUUGCUACGAAUGUGGGCAUCUUUGACGAGUUGAGUGCGACGGCGUUUCUGAAAAGUGUGCUGUCUGGUAGCAGGAGCACUGCUCCGCUUGUAGGCGUUCCCGAAUUAGUCGACGAGUGUCUGUUUGACGAGAUUCAAGGAGCAGCACUUGGAGCAGGCGAUGUCACUGAAGAUGACGGAGACAUUGACGACAUGCUGAGUGAGAUCCUUUCGGAUGAAAAGCAGCAGCGUGACGAGCUGGAGAAAGAGUCGGAGUUGAAGCAGACGAAGAAGGGCAAGAAGAAGCGCAAAGCGAAGAAGAACAAGUCGAAGAAGCGGAAGAAAAAAGCAGCACGAGACGAGUUGUAG
This is a messenger RNA of Peronospora matthiolae, 2298 nucleotides long. NCBI's taxonomy places the organism in Eukaryota, Oomycota, Peronosporomycetes, Peronosporales, Peronosporaceae. The record is from the annotation of a GenBank genome assembly.